Molecule: messenger RNA, 1538 nt
Organism: Pollicipes pollicipes
Lineage: Eukaryota; Metazoa; Arthropoda; Thecostraca; Pollicipedomorpha; Pollicipedidae
Product: multivesicular body subunit 12B
Exons: 8
Coding region: 61-843 (260 amino acids)
Biological process (GO): receptor catabolic process; virus maturation; viral budding
Cellular component (GO): cytosol; ESCRT I complex
Source: RefSeq, a predicted model, not a curated record
CUUGGCAAGACGCUUACCACGAGCAUGAAUCAUCGCAAGUGAUCGCCCCGUCAUUUAUUGAUGUCCAUCAGCGGGCGAAGCGCCAUGUUCAGCAGACAGGUCAGCGACCUGGCCUCGGCGCUGCCCGACGAGCGGCCCGUCACGGCCGUUUGCGUAGUCGAGUCGAUAUCCGGCUGUCCGCCCGGCUUCACCGCUGUCGCUAGGACGUAUGAUCUGGAUACGGACGCCGACCUCUGGAAGGACGGCUUCUGGCGUCGGGAGACACGCUACCUGUGCCUCUCCAAGCUGGAGAACGCCGGUGUGGCGGGCCACGUGGUCGAGGAUGUGGCGGUGAUCGGCGAGCGGGACAUGCCGCCAGAGAGUCACACCUUCCUGCCGCACACCACCGACACCGGAAACAAAGCCUGGAAGAAGAAACAGCUCGUAUACAAGCUGACGGCAGUAGAAGUGGCGUCUCGCUUCAUCGUCGACGUGAUCGUGCUCGGCCGCCAGAAAGCCAAUCCGGAAGGGUUCUCCCUGGUCGGGGAGCUGAAUGGUCUGCUAGUCUGCUGCAAGUACGGCCAGGCGAUGCCCACCCCGAAGAGAGCGGCGCCGGCGCCACCUCUGCCCUACUCACCGGCUGCCCGUAACGGCCCCAAGGUUCCGGACUCGACGCUGGCGCAGGGGUACGCCGGCAUUGACGGAGUCCCGUUUGUGAUAAACCCCAAGCUGAACAAGUCAAAGGAGCUUAAACACUUCACGUUAACGAACGCCAGCUCCAUGACCGUGGAAGACCUGGAAAAACUGACGGACUACGACUUCCGGACCGAGUACGCCACGCUGCAGCAGGCGACCACCCCCUGACCGGCGUCCGGCGCUGCCGCGUGACGGCCUCACGUGCGCGGACGGGUCCUCGGAGGCUGCGUGUGCUCCCCACUACGGUCACGAAGCCGCGAUGGAUUGGCGUGCUUCGGGGCACGGAACACGCUGUCAUGAUGGCUGGAGGGGCUCUCGGAGUCAGACAUGCCCCGCCAUGUGUUCAGCGACCAGUGCCAGAGGCGAGCACCUGGAGAUGGGUCUUCAUGUGCUUCUUGUGUUCCGGAUCGUAGUCCCAAAACGCAGGCUUGUGUUGUCCUGUGUAUUGUUUCUCGCCUUGCCGCCUCGCGUGAUACGUGCAUGGAUGCAUGGCCGCUGGACGAGAAGUGGGGCGAAUUGGCAUGUUGUUUAUAACAUAGGCUCGCAUCUUUGGCACAGAUGUCGACAUAACACAUAUUCGGGCGCGAUACAGUCAUCCUCACAAAAGCCGUGGUUCAUGACACUUAUCCGCGUGUGAAGCUCUAUCGGUGUUUUAAUGUUGUGUAAAUGCCUCAAUCGUGUAUUUUGUUCAAGAGGUACUAUGGAGGAAUGCCAUCGAUAAUGGAAUUCAAUGGAUCUUAAAGAGUGAUGUAGAAAACCGUCGAAGAUGUGAUUGGAAAAGCAAUCUGUGAAAACAGCACGCCUGUAAAGAGUUAGGAAUGUCCAAAUGACAUAUCGUGCCCCUCAAUAAACUCGCGUGGCGA